CAAUUUCCACCAGCAUCAAACACAGCGUAUUCACCAUGGAGUGGUCAAAGCAGACGUAUAACAGCCAGUACGAGAAGUGGGUGCCUUGGAUGGAGGACAUGUACCUCUACUACUUCACCAAGGACAACAAGGCCAGCUACUCUGCCAAACAAAACCUCGACAAGUCAAAGGUCACGGGCGUCGACCAAGUCGACAAGCUCCAAGACGGCGUCAACGGUGUCGCCGCCGGCCAGCUCGGACAAGGUGGCCUGCUCCAGCCCGUCGGCGACCUCGCCUCCAAGGAGGGCGCCAACCGUGCCGAGCGUCAGGGCAAGGGCAACGACGGGAGCUACGUCCCCGGCCAGGAGAACCUGACAAACGCCGCGUCGGGCGUUGCCGAGGGCGGCAAGAACGUCGCUGGCACCGCUGCCUCGGGUCUCAAGGGCGCCGGCGGCUACCUGGGUCUCGGUGACGGCAACAAGGAGGAGGGCGAGAAGAAGGAGCAGAAGUAGGAUCAUGAUACCACGGGACCAUACGACAUGCAGCGCAACGCAACGGAGCGACUUUAUUAAUCCAUAGUUAUUGCAAUUAAUGAGAACGACAACGAUCAACAAAGCAGGGUAUUUGUCACAAAUCAGUCCACUUCCUCCCAUCUCCUACUCCUCGUCCCAGGUGACCUUCAUCGUCGUAGGGAAAGGCCAGAUGCUGCCCCAGUCCUCGGUCAGGUACACGUAGAAGCCUCCUGGGCGAGGAACCUUCUUCAGCAGACCCUGAGGUCCAGCGACCCUGCGCAAGUUCUUCUUGCGGAAUACGGCACGGAACAGCUCAGCGAGAGCAACCUGGCUGAUACCACGGCCCAGACAGGCGUGGGGUCCGUCACCGUAGUGGAUGUAGGCAUCCAGGGGACGGCGCGGGUCGAUAAUGUCAGGGUU
This is a messenger RNA of Emericellopsis atlantica, 911 nucleotides long. RefSeq lists its product as uncharacterized. The transcript is spliced from 2 exons. The record is from RefSeq and is a predicted model, not a curated record. Bases 36 to 491 code for a protein of 151 amino acids. Lineage: Eukaryota; Fungi; Ascomycota; Sordariomycetes; Hypocreales; Bionectriaceae.